CUCCCUCAUACCGGCGGCGGGGGACACGCCGAUCAGCGAAGGUGCUGACACCUCCUCACACAGCUGGUUUCCUCGGACGGGAUCAACACGCACACACCGUUAGACACCCCACUCUGGUGCAAGUGUAUUCCACGCCAGAAAGGGCAACUCGACAAAGCUGAGGAAGGGACAGACGCCGGAGACCACCACGGGAGAGGGAGGGGAGCGUUCCCCACGCGGGGGACAGCACGCAACCCAAGCUCUGAGCCGCACCAGCCGGCACCGGCCGGGGGGCAGCGGCACAGGUCUCUCACGCCAAGGGCUAGGCUAGGGCUUGGAGGGAGCCGCAAGGAUGGAGCCAACUGAUGUGCCGGGCGCCACAGGGGGCAGGGAAGAAGACGCGUUCGGCUUCCCAUCACGAAGACAGGGUUCAAGCAAGCCUUCCCACCGGCGGACCGUGUCAUCCCCGGUGGUUCACGACUUCCUUCGAGACAGCAUCUACUCUUCUUCGGGCCCCUUUGGAGCACUCGGCGACUCGAGCAACGGUCUCUUUUCCCCCAGAUUGGCGGUCGGAUCGAAAGGCCACCACAGGGAAAGUGCAAGUGGCGACUACCUGACCGUCUCUACCGAAGCUGGGGAUACGUCCUAUGGGUCUAGCAUGGACUCCUUGUUCCACCGAGGAGGGUUGGAGAGUCUUCGGUCCGACUUUCUCAAGAUGGACCUGGGCAAGCGGCGCAUCUCAGAAGACGAACGCGAGCGGGUCAGCAGCCACCACUCAAACGCCACCGACUCCGUAGACGGCGGCGGCGGCGGCGGCAGCGGUGGCGGCGGCGUCUCCUCGAUCUCGCGGUCUCUCAGCGCCACCGGGGACGUGAGGGUGACCGUAUCUUCUUCCGACUCGGCUCUGCACUUGCUUGCGGGCGGCGGGGUCGUCGCGAGCGGGGUGUCGAGCUCCGGUCGCGGCCGCCCCCCGUCCGCCGGUCCUUCCAUGGACAGCAGCGCCGGCUCCUCGGUCGGAGUUUCCUCCGUCCUGGGCGGGCCCGGCGGGGGCACCGGGGGCACCGGCGGGAGCGGGGGGGGGGGUGGCGGGGGGGGGGGGUUUCGGGCCCAGCGGCGGCGGGGGCGGCGCGGAGAGCCGCGGCGUCAUGGUCACGUCGGGGAGGGUUGCGCCGCAGCCGACGUCCGGUCAUCACAUGUCGAACGGCGGGGUCGGGAGGAGUGCCAGCGCCGGUGCCGCCGCCGGCGGGGCCGGGGCGGGGGCCGGGGCCGGGCGGGGAGUUGGCGAGCGCGAGCGCGAUCGUGA
This is a messenger RNA of Ectocarpus siliculosus, 1282 nucleotides long. NCBI's taxonomy places the organism in Eukaryota, Phaeophyceae, Ectocarpales, Ectocarpaceae. The record is from the annotation of a GenBank genome assembly.